AUGGAUGGUCGGGAAACGAACGAGCCUUGCAAGUCGUGCGAGAAGGCGGGAACGGACUGCAUUAUUCAAGAGAAGGCGCCAAAGACCGAGUACCCUACGGAAUAUGUCACCUUUCUUGAAUCGAGGAUAGCCUCGCUCGAAGCUCGCCUCGCAGAGAUCAAACCUGGUGAUGAUCUCGCAGAUGAUCACCUCGACACCCUGCGACAACACGACCAAAGCGUCAGCGGGAGCGGUACAGGCGAGAGCGGGGAGGUCAAGAAUGAAAUCGCGGCUGGUGUCGCUCUGCUCUCCCUCAACUCGGCAAGCGAGCCGCACUACCUCGGCGGAUCUUCCGGGUACUCGUGGGCCAAGGUCCUGCUCGGCACGCUUCAUCGACCGGCCAGCACCCUUUUCAAGCCUGACGAGACGUUCAAGGCGCGGUACAAGGAGACCGAAGCGGGUCUCGCGCUCGUCCGUCCAGCCUUACCCGACAAGGAACUUGCGGGGAUGAUGGUGGAGGCCUUCUACACGCAUAUCCAGCCUCGAUAUCCCUUUGUAAAUUGGCGCCAGCUGCGGGACUGGCUGGCGAGGCAGGACGAGAUGGUGCUGCCGAAAGGGGCAUAUAGUGUGAUCACACCGGAAGGGAGGGAGAAGGGAACAGCCUCAUUCUUCGUAUGGAUGACCUACGCGAUCGGUUCCAGACUACUUCAGGGCGUCGCUCUGCCGGGGAUAGCGGAACCUGAAGCGUACUACGCUUUGGCAUUAGAUCAUAUGGAGCUCAUAGUGACCCUACACAAUAUCGAAAACGUCCAGGCUUUCCUCUUCCUCGCCAUGUACUCGCUUCGAUGCGCGGAGGGUCCCUCGGUCUGGCACCUCACCGGCGUAGCGAUGAAGAUGUGCGUCGAGCUCGGGAUGCAUCGCCGUCGGAAGCUGCCUCGCGGGGUCACGCAGUUCCAAGAAGAGAUCAGAAAGAGGACUUUCUGGACGGUAUACGGCCUAGACCGGGGGUUUGCGCUCACGCUCGGGCGUCCGCUGGGUAUAGACGAUCGAGAUAUCGAUCAAGUUCUACCACUUAACGUGGAGUGCGAUAUCGACAUACCACCCAACAUGUCCACCCCUUCCGCUCAAUCCGGAGCGUCCGCCUCCGACUCCCCCUUGGCGACUGACCGCGAUCCACCGUCCAAUGCGUCAUUUACCAGCAUGUCAUCCGCCAUCCACAGCAUCAGACUGCGGCAGAUCGAGGCGCAAAUUCAGCGAACGGCUUACAAUCUGCAUAGUAACCCGGAGGAGAGCAGAGAUCAGAUCAUGGCGAUCCUGGAUAAGCUGGAUGCGUGGAAGGAGUCUAUCCCGAAGCGGCCUCCAGGCCCUCAGUACCAGAACAUACCGUGCUGCUCGGAUGAUUGGUUCUUGAUGCGGGCCGAAGGGGCGAGACUCUACCUUCUCAGGCCCAUUACCGCUAAGGCGGCACGUGGGGACCCCCUCUUGACUGCGUGUGCACAAUCUUGCGUGCAACAAUGCGAGGUAUUCCGGAGGAUGCACCAAAAUUACCCCCUCGCCAACUCCCUCUCCCUUACCGACCUACACAACAUCUUCCUCACCGGCCUUACCCUGCUCCACCUCCUUCUCACCCAUCCACGCGUCAUAUCAAUGCGCGAGUCCACACGCGCCAUUCGGGCCUGCUCUACCGCUCUCUUCGUGUACGCGCAGCACUUCAAGGCGGCCGGGCCGUUCCGAGAUGCGUUUGAGGACAUGGCGAAUGCGUGCUUGGACGCGUGUGAGCGUGCGGCGGAGGAUGAGCCGGUACUGAUUGAGCGGCAGACGGAAGGGGAGAAUGAGUGGGAGAGGCACGUAGGGGAGAUGGCGGCGUGGAUGAUGAAUACCAAUGCGCAACAGGACUUCUUGGAACUGGUCACCUCGCUUGGAUUCAACCCGAAUGUACCCAUCGACCUCGCUCAGCCGACGCCACUCCAGCAAGAAUUGGUCUUUGCCCCUCAGCUCCCAUUCCAAGCGCCACUGUUCGCCGGUCCAGCCGACAUAUUCUCGAAUUUACAGUCCGCGUCGAACCUCCCCGGUCAUUCUACCGAUAACAACUUUACCCUCCUGUCCACCUCGAGCGGAGGGAGUCAUCCGAUCCCGCUACCUCAGAAUAUACAGCAGGACCAGGGGGUCCAUCCCUCCCUGUUUACCUUGGGGAACCAUGCGGGAGCUGGAGUGCCAAAUCAGCAGAACCCGUUUGGUGGGUACGGUAUGGGGAUGGGCCAGGCGGGACCAUCAGUAGCGAGCGUGCAGCGGGAGCAGAGGAACAGUGUCAGUGGAGGUGCGCAGAGGGAGAGGUCGCUCUUAGACGGACCUUUCGCCGGAUCGACGGAUUGGUAUAACCAGUAUAAUGCUUGA
This is a messenger RNA of Dioszegia hungarica, 2373 nucleotides long. RefSeq names its product fungal-specific transcription factor domain-containing protein. The coding region runs from base 1 to 2373 and encodes 790 amino acids. Lineage: Eukaryota; Fungi; Basidiomycota; Tremellomycetes; Tremellales; Bulleribasidiaceae. The transcript is spliced from 8 exons. Gene Ontology annotation, biological process: DNA-templated transcription; positive regulation of transcription by RNA polymerase II. The record is from RefSeq and is a predicted model, not a curated record. Gene Ontology annotation, molecular function: DNA-binding transcription factor activity, RNA polymerase II-specific; sequence-specific DNA binding; zinc ion binding.